GCAUCUCAAACACUCCUAUAUAUAAAAACACUGUGUGCUGCUAGCAGAGUUUGACCCAUCAGUGCAUGUUGCUAACAUACCUGACAGGUGAGAAGUCGCUGGCUCAUCUGCAGAGACGUACAGAGUAAUGAAUACUUAUGAAGAAUAUGGUGAAGAGGAGCUCAAUGACUACAACAUCCAGAUCAGUAUUCAAGACUCCUGUCAAGAAACUUUUCUGAAAUCUGCCGCCAGUUUAGCAGUGGCAACUGAUGAAAAUCUCCGAGUCCUGGCCGCCAUUGAGCAAGGUGACGUCUUGGUGCUCAGAGAGAUGCUUAACCACACCUUUGCCUUCAGCCAGACAGACAGUCGAGGCUGGCUUCCCCUCCAUCGAGCUGCAUCCCAGCCAGUCUUGGAGGUUCUGGAGACCGUCUUGAGAUCAGCUCAGGGGCCCAGUCUGGAGGAGAGGACAGUUAUAGGAGGAGAGACGCCACUGACACUGGCCGUUAAAGCUGGACUGGUGCAGAAUGUGAAGAGCCUGCUGGAACAUGGAGCAUUGCCUCAGAACAUGAACAACAAACAUGAGUCGCCACUGCUGCUGGCGGUGAGGGCUGGCUCAUACCAGAUGGCGUCCCUGCUGGUGGCUCACGGCGCUUGGGUGGAGCAAAUGUGUCGUAAGAAGUGGACAGCCAUGCAUGAAGCGGCCAAGGUUGGCAACGUGGACAUCUUAAUGCUACUGCUAAGAAAUGGAGGCCGGGUAAACCACAAGGACGUGACGGGAGUAACACCGCUUUCCGUGGCUGCAGAGCACGGACACUGCCACAUCGCUGAGAUCCUGCUGAACUUUGGUAGUAGAGUGAACACUCAGGCCUGUAAUGGAGAAAGUGUCUUAAUGGAUGCAGCUGGAUCAGGAAACAUUGCCUGCAUUCAGCUGUUGCUGGACAACGGAGGAAACCCAAACCUGCCCAGCGUCACUGGACAUCUGCCCAUCCACAAGGCAGCAUAUGCCGGUCACUAUGAUGCUUUGAAAUUGCUGAUUCCACUUACCAAUAAGAAGGCCAUUAAAGAGGCGGGUCUGAGCCCAGUCCACUCUGCUGCAGAUGGAGGUCAUAUACAAUGCCUCCAGCUCUUGCUGGCCUGUGGCUUUGAUGUCAACUACCGCAUGAACACCAGGAACUCUGAAAACUAUCGGGACAUGAGGAGAAGCGCCUUGUACUUUGCCGUCUCAAAUGGGGACGCUGAAUGCACCGAAAUGUUGCUGGCAGCAGGGGCAAAGACAGACUUGGACCCACUGUGCUGCCUCCUGGUGGCGGUCAGGUCAGGCCGUUAUGAGAUUGUGAAGCUGCUGCUGGCAGCUAAAGCCGACGUGAACUGCUACUUCACGGUGGUGAGUGACACGGUGUUUCCUACAGCGCUGCAGUACUGCCUGAAGGACGAGGUCAUGAUGCGACUGCUGCUCAACAAUGGCUACAAAGUGGAAAGGUGCUUUGAGUGUCACCAUGAUAAAGCAAUUGAUGAUGAGGAUGAAGUGGAAAGGAAAAUUCCUUUUUGUGAGUUCAUGAGUCUCUGCUGCCUGAUGCAUCUGUCGGGGAGUGUGGUACGGAUUCUGCUGGAUUACGUCAACCACGUGCACAUGUGCUCCAAACUUAGGCUCACCCUAGAGAAACAGAGAGAGUGGCCUGAGAUAUUUGAAAUCCUCAACAGUCCUCGCUCCCUCAGUCACCUCUGUAGACUGGUGAUCAGGAAGUGUUUGACCCUAAAGAAAAUCAACAACCCUGAAAUCAUGAACUCGCGCAUUUUCCCGCCCAGAUUGAAGCGCUUCAUAAAGUACGAGGAGCUCGACCUUUCCAGCCAGGAUGCAGAAUGCUUCAUGUGAAGGUGUUAGGAUUUCCUGAAGGAGUCCGUCUUGUAUGUCACUGAAAUAAAAGCAUGGAUGUAACUAUUUUAAAAAGUUCUGGCUCUGCUAAAUGUUGUUCCAAUUUAGCAUGAUGCUGCUUUUAUAAUGUUUAUUGCGAGUAUUUUUGACUGACUUUUGAAUUGUGAGGCUGAACAUGUGUUUUUGCAGAAAAGCAUUAAAUCAUAGAAA
This is a messenger RNA of Mugil cephalus (flathead mullet), 2062 nucleotides long. RefSeq names its product ankyrin repeat and SOCS box protein 15-like. Gene Ontology annotation, cellular component: nucleus. Gene Ontology annotation, biological process: intracellular signal transduction; positive regulation of transcription by RNA polymerase II. Gene Ontology annotation, molecular function: protein binding; transcription cis-regulatory region binding. The transcript is spliced from 10 exons. Bases 128 to 1852 code for a protein of 574 amino acids. The record is from RefSeq and is a predicted model, not a curated record. Lineage: Eukaryota; Metazoa; Chordata; Actinopteri; Mugiliformes; Mugilidae.